GCGCGACAGCUAUCGACAAUUUGUUUUCUCUGUGCGGCAUUUGCAGGUUGCAAUCCUGUCUUCUCUCCUUCCUACUACUCUACUACAUCCAGGCCUGCCUCUACUUUCACCCCCACUCGACCCUCUCCUCUCCCUGACCGGUUUCCUUUGUGUGCCUCCCGUUUUGUGUGACCAUCAAGUGCUGGAUUAGCGCUCUGAACGACGUCACCAACAGCCAGCCUCCUGCCGACCCCGUCCUCCCCUCCCCAUCACAGCCAAGAUGCUUUCCAGAAACUCGUCCCGAGCGGCCCAGAGCCUCCUGCGAGCAGCCUCCAAGCAGGCGCAGCCCUCAGUCGCCGCGCGGUCCUACGCGACGGUCCAGAGCGAUGUCUUCAAGCCUGCCAAGUAUGGCGGCAAGUACACGGUGACGCUGAUCCCCGGCGACGGUAUCGGAUCCGAGGUGGCAGAGAGCGUCAAGACGCUCUUCAAGGCGGACAACGUGCCCAUCGAGUGGGAGCAGAUCGACGCCUCGGGCCUCGACAACAGCGUGAGCGGCAGGUCGGCCGAGGACAUGUUCAAGGAGUCGGUGGCCUCGCUGCGCCGCAACAAGCUCGGCCUCAAGGGCAUCCUGCACACCCCGCUCGAGCGCUCCGGCCACAAGUCCUUCAACGUGGCCAUGCGCCAGGAGCUCGACAUCUACGCCUCCAUCUCGCUCAUCAAGAACGUGCCCGGCUACGAGACCCGCCACAAGGGCGUCGACAUGUGCAUCAUCCGCGAGAACACCGAGGGUGAGUACUCGGGCCUCGAGCACCAGUCGGUCAACGGCGUGGUCGAGUCGCUCAAGAUCAUCACGCGGGCCAAGUCGGAGCGCAUCGCCAAGUUCGCCUUCAGCUUCGCCCUGGCCAACAACCGCAAGAAGGUCACGUGCAUCCACAAGGCCAACAUCAUGAAGCUGGCCGACGGCCUGUUCCGCUCCACCUUCCAGCGCACCGCCGCCGAGUACCCGACUAUCGAGGCCAACGACAUGAUCGUCGACAACGCCUCGAUGCAGUGCGUGUCCAAGCCCCAGCAGUUCGACGUCAUGGUCAUGCCCAACCUGUACGGCGGCAUCCUGUCCAACAUCGGCGCCGCGCUGGUCGGCGGCCCGGGUAUCGUCCCGGGUUGCAACAUGGGCCGCGACGUGGCCGUCUUCGAGCCGGGCUGCCGCCACGUCGGCCUCGACAUCCAGGGCAAGGACCAGGCCAACCCGUCGGCGCUGAUCCUGUCGGGCAGCAUGCUGCUGCGCCACCUCGGCCUCGACGACCACGCGAACCGCAUCUCCAAGGCCAUCUACGCCGUCAUCGCCGACGGCAAGGUCCGCACCCGCGACAUGGGCGGCGAGUCCACGACGCAGGAGUUCACCAAGGCCAUCCUCGACAAGAUGGAGACCCUGUAAGCUGGCUGGCUCGUGCUGCUCACAAAUGCCACUACAAGGGGGUUGUUACACAACACCUUAAUUAUUAUACGAGAUCUUUUGCAAUGAUCACCCACAACCACAACCAAAACUCAACAAAGACAGAUUGGAAAGCAAAAAGAAGCAGGACUGGGGAAGGGGGAGGGGCCAAGGCGGUGGGGGUCUCGAGGAAGAUGGAAGAUGAUGGUGGUGCCGCGAGGCAUUCUGCGGGCGAGGCGAGACAAGACGAGGAGACUCUUUGGAGGUAGAAUGACACGGUGCAUAUGGUGGGCGUCGGGUGGUAUUUUGCGCCUUCCAGGAUAAGAAUACCGUGUAUAAAUUAGGACGUCCAUAUAUCAAUGCAUUGCACUUGUUGCCG
Messenger RNA from Diaporthe batatas, 1790 nucleotides. RefSeq names its product isocitrate dehydrogenase (NAD(+)) IDH1. The transcript has 2 exons. The record is from RefSeq and is a predicted model, not a curated record. Gene Ontology annotation, cellular component: mitochondrion. Gene Ontology annotation, molecular function: magnesium ion binding; isocitrate dehydrogenase (NAD+) activity; NAD binding. Bases 260 to 1414 code for a protein of 384 amino acids. Gene Ontology annotation, biological process: isocitrate metabolic process; tricarboxylic acid cycle. NCBI's taxonomy places the organism in Eukaryota, Fungi, Ascomycota, Sordariomycetes, Diaporthales, Diaporthaceae.